Messenger RNA from Lucilia sericata (common green bottle fly), 2371 nucleotides. RefSeq lists its product as uncharacterized. Bases 114 to 2234 code for a protein of 706 amino acids. NCBI's taxonomy places the organism in Eukaryota, Metazoa, Arthropoda, Insecta, Diptera, Calliphoridae. The transcript is spliced from 2 exons. The record is from RefSeq and is a predicted model, not a curated record.
AAGCGAGCACAGUUUUGCAGAUUCAUUUACAACAAAUUACAAGAGAAAUAAUAAAAAAACGAGAAAACUGGUGGAAAAAAUAAAUUUAAAUUGUAAAAUUCCUCAAAUAACUGAUGUCAAUAACGCUGGACGUAAAUGCAUUCCUCAAUAAAGAUGUCUGUACAACGGGGUGUGAUGAUAUUAUCAUGGAAAAAGAAAUGGAAACAAAUAUAUUUGAUGAAAUUGAACAUUUAUUGAAAUUUAAUAAGAAUUUGGAAUUCGAAAAUCAACAUAAAAAGGAGGUGCAGGAAGAGGAGCCGCGCAAAAAGAAAGUAGAGGAACCAAAAAACAAAGAUGCCAUUAAUUUGGAUUUCCUUAAUUCAACCUCUGAUGAUUUCUUAUUGACCUCCGAUAGUCAGAGUUUGUUGGGUGAGGAUACUUUAUUAUUUACGGUGGAGCAGGAUCGUUUGCAACCGGUUUCUUCUAGAUUUAUGGUGCCCGGCAUUUACAAACGUAUAGAGGGUGUGGCCUCUAGUGAAAACAAAACAGAGGUAAAGAAAUCUAAUGUCUUUAUAAGUGAAUUAGAAAAGCGCGGACGCAUUAUAACACAAAAAGAUUUUGAACGUUUGUAUAUGCAAACGGAGGAAAAUGAAAAUCCACCUUUAAGAAGAGUUAUAUUACUGCAACCAAUGGAAAGUGACGAUGAUGAGGAAUUGGCCCCGAAAUGCCCAGAUGAAGUGGAGAAUCAUGUGGUACAGAAAGAAAAUUCUAUUAAGGACAAAAUACCCAAAGAAUGGGAUGCAUUAAAUCGUUUGGCCUAUGAUAUUUUAAAAUUGACAAAUCGUGAUCAUAUCGUCAUAGAUCGCAAGAAAAACGAAAUAGUUAGAACUCAAUUUAAUACUCACCAAAAGACCAUCUAUAGAUUUUUAUCACCAGAAAUUUUGGGCUUAAAACCCCCAGCAGAAGGAGAAGCUAAUGUCAUUGACGUAGAAGAAGAAAAUAAAUUUCAAAUGAAUCAAAAAUUGGUUAAUAAACUAGGAAGACCGCGUAAAAGAUUGCAGGAGGUUAAAGCGGUGAAAAAAUCGAAUAAAAUAAGUAAAAAACAAGAAACAACAAAUCCAUCUUUGGCAGACAAUAAACCAGUUACAAAAGUUAAUACCCGCACCAGAUCAGGACGUAUAGUAAAGACUGUUAAUAGCACACAAGAUCAAACAAAUCUAAUACUACCACCUCCCUCGCCGCAAGAAGCCAUAACAAAUUUAUUAAAUGAACUAAAAGACUCUGACUAUCAAUGCAGUAAAUUGAAAACUGCACCAGCCCCCAAAGAUGAAACAGUCCCACCAUUGGAAUCCUCUACAGAAGUACAACAAUCACCCAAAAGAAAAAUACCACCAGAAGCCAUUUGUCCUACUUGUAAGAAAAUCUUUUUGGGCAAAAGAUUACAAAGACAUUUUGCCCAACAUCCCGAACAUAUGCAAAUAACCAACAAUACCACAACUCCAGCACAAACCACUAAUAAUUCCGAAUUUACUCAACCCGUAGAAGAAAUGUCACUCUUUCGUUUCUUGAUCUCAAAACUACAAAAAUCCCAAACACUCAAUGAAGACCAAAAGGCUGAUCUUUUUCUCAAUGAACUCAACGAUCUGGUGGAACAAUUGCAACUAAGAAGUUCUCGUUUAAUACGCAAUACAUCAGGUUUACAUUUUGUUAAUCAGCGUUGCUCCAAGCUCUUGGGCAUACCAGAAGGACAAUAUGCAUUAGAUCUAACUGCCAUAGAAGCACCACUCGAUCCAGAACUUACCAAUCAGUAUGAUAACUCACACUCCCAGACGCAUCAUCUCUCACAACCCACUAACAUAAGCACUCGCAGCCUGGACUACACUAAUCUCUCCAUAACACUCGAUGAUACUCUUACCGAUGAGGCAGCUCAAAAAUUAAAUUUAUCCGCUGGCGGCAAACUGCUGCCACCUUCAGAGGAGAGUCUCCUGAGGGCAGUAGACGAUUUGGUACAGACUGAUAUAAAUAAAAUCCAUGCGUCUUCCAUGCUACAACAGCAACCUAUAGCCAGUACCAGCUGCCUGUCAGCAUCAUCAAAUACCACUUCAGUGGUAGCCAAACUCUUGCCUCCCCACAUCGAUCAUGCCAGUGAUAAUGCUGUCGAGGCGGUGCAUAUGAAAGAGACCACAACAACGGUUAAUGCCUCGGAUACGCCUUUACUGGAUUUAUCGGUGGACUUUUUUCAAUUUAAUAAUUAAAUUGUGGAGACCAUGAUGCUGAAUUUUAACAAACAUUUAAAAAACUAACAUUUUUGUACAGUUUAUAAAUUAAGUAUUACGUAGAAAGUUUAAUAAAUGCCGAAAGUAAAAUGCUUUUAUUAACAAAUCAAGCUGAA